AUGGAAUUCCUGAAACACGAUUUCUUCGUGCCAGUCGAUGAAACAAAUGAAUGUCAAUCUGAACAGAACUAUUUCGAAGGUUUACCAUAUCAAGUGGAUGGUGUCCAUCAAGAGGUGGUACACCCAUGUUUCCCAAUAUUCUAUGACUACAGACAGAUUGAAAGGCAAGAGGACGUCGGGGUCAACCACUGGGACUGGUCCGAGUGGAACGAGCGUCAGGUUUUUGUGAAAGUGGAAUCGGAUUUGGAUACAUCUGGCGGUAUUUCGAGUUACAGUGAAGAAGACGUGCGUUCGGAGAAUAGCAGUCGCAAGGAGCGUACAGCUUUUACAAAAGUUCAGAUCCGUAGUUUGGAGGAGGAGUUUGCGAGAGCCAACUAUCUGACGAGGUUGCGUCGUUACGAGAUAGCCGUGGCUCUCAAUCUCACUGAACGACAGGUUGCAGGCCCGUAUCUUCUGCUAAAGUCUUACAUGGUGUUAAAGGUUCAUCAAAAGAUUGAACAACUGGAGUUGGAGUAUUGCGCGGUUCAUUAA
Molecule: messenger RNA, 531 nt
Organism: Diatraea saccharalis (sugarcane borer)
Lineage: Eukaryota; Metazoa; Arthropoda; Insecta; Lepidoptera; Crambidae
Source: the annotation of a GenBank genome assembly